AUGGCUGCGAACACAAAGUUCCUGCGAGAGUACAAGCUCGUUGUUGUAGGCGGCGGUGGUGUCGGCAAAUCCUGCUUGACUAUUCAGUUGAUCCAGAGCCAUUUCGUCGACGAGUAUGACCCCACGAUUGAAGACUCGUACCGAAAGCAGUGUGUCAUUGACGAGGAGGUCGCACUGCUCGAUGUCCUCGACACAGCCGGCCAAGAGGAGUAUAGCGCCAUGCGCGAGCAGUACAUGCGAACUGGAGAGGGAUUUCUGCUAGUCUAUUCGAUUACUUCGCGACAAAGUUUCGAGGAAAUCACCACCUUCCAGCAACAGAUUCUGCGAGUCAAGGAUAAGGACUAUUUCCCCAUGGUCGUUGUUGGCAACAAGUGCGAUCUGGAAGGCGAUCGAGACGUGUCACGACAGGAGGGAGAGGCACUUGCAAGGUCGUUCGGUUGCAAGUUCAUCGAAACAUCCGCCAAGUCCCGAAUCAACGUCGACAAGGCCUUCUACGAUAUCGUACGAGAGAUCCGAAGAUAUAACCGUGAGAUGCAAGGCUACUCAACUGGUAGCGGUGGUACUUCAGGAGCGAACGGUCCCCCAAAGCCCAUGGAUAUGGACAACGGCGAGCAAGAAGCUGGAUGUUGUGCCAAGUGUGUACUGAUGUAA
This is a messenger RNA of Fusarium tjaetaba, 651 nucleotides long. RefSeq names its product Ras. The record is from RefSeq and is a predicted model, not a curated record. The transcript is spliced from 4 exons. Gene Ontology annotation, molecular function: GTPase activity; GDP binding; GTP binding. Bases 1 to 651 code for a protein of 216 amino acids. Gene Ontology annotation, biological process: signal transduction. Lineage: Eukaryota; Fungi; Ascomycota; Sordariomycetes; Hypocreales; Nectriaceae. Gene Ontology annotation, cellular component: plasma membrane.